This is a messenger RNA of Aspergillus saccharolyticus JOP 1030-1, 1965 nucleotides long. RefSeq names its product U4/U6-U5 snRNP complex subunit PRP31. Gene Ontology annotation, cellular component: U4 snRNP; precatalytic spliceosome; U4/U6 x U5 tri-snRNP complex. Bases 21 to 1619 code for a protein of 532 amino acids. The record is from RefSeq and is a predicted model, not a curated record. NCBI's taxonomy places the organism in Eukaryota, Fungi, Ascomycota, Eurotiomycetes, Eurotiales, Aspergillaceae. Gene Ontology annotation, biological process: mRNA splicing, via spliceosome; spliceosomal tri-snRNP complex assembly. The transcript has a single exon.
CCUCACAGCACACUUCCAUCAUGUCGAACGUCGAGGACCUUCUUCGAGAUUUUGAGGACGACGACGAGGAUCUCCAGAUUGAAGAUGGUCUGGAGGACGACAACGGCAAUGAAGAUGAUCACAUGGUGGACGAGGAGCAGCUGGCGCAGCCAGCGGCCCCCGAGAUCACCAACGAGUUCGACGUCGCGCUGUCGACCCAAGACGAACUGACCCGCCUACACAAGGUCCUACGCGACCACUACUCGAUCCGAUUCCCCGAGCUCGAGACGCUCGUAACGACGCCGCUCGACUAUGCCAAGACGGUGGCGAUUCUCCAGAACGGUCCGCUCAACGACAUCAAGGCCUUGUCGACCUCCGCGGACAACAUGGUCGGCGUGCCCCUCCGGUCGGUCCUGGACGGUCCGUCGUUGAUGGUCGUGGCGGUGGAGGGUACGACGACGCGCGGCCGCGAGAUGACCGAGUCGGAGCUCAAGGCGGUGCUAGACACGUGCGAGCGGAUCUUGAAGCUCGAUCGCGAGCGCACCGCGCUGACGGAGAGCAUCCAGUCGCGCAUGAACCAGAUUGCGCCCAAUCUUGCAGCGCUGGUUGGACCGGAGACGGCAGCGCAGUUCCUCAAUCAAACGGGUGGUCUUCGCGAGUUGGCUAAGAUCCCCGCCUGCAACCUUGGCGCGCAAGGCUCCAAGCGGAAGGAAGGUCUGGGUUUUGCUACGAAUCACGGCAUUCGGGCACAGGGCUUUCUCUACAAUUCGCCUAUCAUCCAGGAGAUUCCGAACGACCUGAAGCGGCAGGCUAUCCGCAUCGUGUCGGCUAAGAUGGUACUCGCUACUCGCGCCGACGUCUCCAACUACAGCCCCGAUGGCUCUCUGGGCGAGGAGCUCAAGCAGCAGUGCUACCAGCGGCUCGAGAAGCUGACGGAGCCUGCGCCGAACUCGGGCACCAAGGCGCUUCCCGCCCCGGAUGACAAGCCCUCCCGCAAGCGCGGUGGUCGACGGGCCAGAAAGGCCAAGGAGGCCGUGGCGAUGACGGAGCUCCGCAAGGCCCAGAACCGGGUGGCCUUUGGCAAGGAAGAAGCGGAGGUGGGAUAUGGCACGGGAGAAGGAACGGUGGGGUUGGGCAUGCUUGGUCAACAGAACGACGGCCGCAUCCGCGCCACGCAGAUCGAUCAAAGAACCCGGGCCAAGCUCAGCAAGAACAACAAGGGAUGGGGCACCGCGACGCCCGUCAGCGGGACCUCGACCUCUCUCCGCGCGUUCGGAGGCGGGCCCGGAAUCAGCGGAACUGCCAGCGUCCUCCAGGCCAAGGGUCUGCGGGCGUCUGGUAUCGGUACCUCGUUGGGGGGCUCCGCCGGCACGGCCAGUACUAUUGCUUUCACUCCUGUGCAGGGGCUGGAGCUGGUCGAUCCCAAGGUGCAGGCCGAGUUGAACCGCAAGCGCAAGGCCGAAGAAGAUCGCUGGUUCAAGUCCGGGACCUUCACGCAGGUUGGCGGGCAGUCGAACGGCAGCAAUACCGCAUCGCAGGGGGAGAAUGGAGGCUUCAAGGUCCCAGCCAUGCCGCCGCGAAAGAAGGUCGACACCGGCGACGGCAAGAUGGCACCGCCUCCCGCGCCCCUGAAGCGGUAGUCGCAGUCUACAAUCUUGAUUUUUCCAUGUUGAUUUCUGAUCACGAGCAUUUUUACCGGCGUUCUAAAAGAUUGCGCAGCCCUGCAUGAUACCAUUCCAAGAAAGAAAUUAUGUAUGAUAGGAUGAUUAGUCCAAUCAAAUAAACCACGAAAGACUUGGCCGUUUCACCCUUGAGUCUAACUUCGAGCGAGAAACCGAGAAACACAUAAAGAAUGUAUAGAAAGGGUUUGGCAGGGCCGAUUGGCAGUCGGGUCUGGUCCCGUGCCAACCCAGACUCUCCUUAGCCAUGGUUCUGGCCGACGAUGGUGAAAUCGGCGCAGAACAAUAGCGGCCGAACGCAAGCAAG